Melanotaenia boesemani (Boeseman's rainbowfish) is the source of this 1884-nucleotide messenger RNA. RefSeq names its product ankyrin repeat and death domain containing 1B (gene ankdd1b). The transcript has 15 exons. Gene Ontology annotation, biological process: signal transduction. Gene Ontology annotation, molecular function: protein binding. Gene Ontology annotation, cellular component: cytoplasm. Bases 81 to 1742 code for a protein of 553 amino acids. NCBI's taxonomy places the organism in Eukaryota, Metazoa, Chordata, Actinopteri, Atheriniformes, Melanotaeniidae. The record is from RefSeq and is a predicted model, not a curated record.
UGAAGUCUUUCUGUCUGCUAUCUAACAACUGGGACAGGCGAGACGGAGUAAAUCAGGGCUCCUUCAUCUUGAGGUUCCCAAUGGAGAGAAAAGUUUUGGCUUUGAGGACCAUGAUCAAGGAGCAUCAUUUGAAGAUGGAGAAUCUGGAUCCUCGAAAGUGGAUACGACAAGAGACUGCUAGGGGGUUUGCUGACUUCAUGUUCAACAAAAACUCAGACAAAGAGACAGACGACAGUUUUGACAGCAAAGAGAUGUUACUUGAAGCAGAAAAGCAGUUUAUAGAGGCAGCAAAAAGGAACGAUGUGGAGACCAUGAGGAAUCUUGGAAAAGGCCUGAAUGUAAAUGCAAAAAAUGUGCAUAAUAGGACUGCACUUCACUAUGCAGCAGCCGGCAAGAACCAUGAAGCUGUUCGGUUACUUCUGCAGAGAAGGGUCAAAGUGGAUCAAAAGGACAAGUAUGGUGUGACACCCAUUCAUCUAGCUGCCUGGUUUGGCAGUUUGGAGACCCUGAAAUUAUUAGUGCAGGCUGGGGCCGAACAAAAGGUUGAGAAUGAGGAAGGACUGAACAUUAUGCACUGUGCUGCCAUCAACAAUCACACAGAGAUUGUAGAGUAUAUUAUUAAUGACCUGCAGAUGAAAGAACUGAACAAGGAAAACCAGUCAGGACGCCUGCCAUUUGCACUGGCUGCAGAGCGUGGGUGCGUUCAGAUGUUAGAAAUGCUGAUGGAGCCCUACAACAUGGCCACUAUGAAGCCUGAUAAGAAAGGGGACACGCCCCUGCACUUAGCUGCCAGGAAUGGCCACUUGGAUGCCGUCCAACUGCUGCUGCAGAGCUUUGAUACUCGGGAUGAAGUCAAUAUGGACGGUGAGACAGCUUUGUACCAAGCUGCAGAAAACGCUCAUGAAGAAUGUGUCCUGGCCCUGUUGGAGGCUGACUGUGACCCUAAUAUCCUCACAAUGGCCAAAUGCAGUGCUCUCCACCAGGUCUCAGAAAAAGGAGACAUUUCUGUUGUCAAGCUCCUCUUAAACUACAAAGCCCAUCCAGAUUUUCAAAACCAGCACCUAGAUACACCUCUCCAUCUGGCAGUAAAGAACAGCCACAUUCCUGUAAUUCACUCUCUUCUGGCAGCAGGCUGCAACAUGAAUCUCGCAGAUAAGAGAUCCCAGACUGCUAUGCAUGUUGCUGCAGAGCUCGCCAGGACUGAAAUUGUGGAAAUGCUUCUUAAAGCCGGUGUGGAUCUAACACUUCAGGACAGACAGGGAAAGACGGCUCUUGGUGUUGCAGCCAGAGCAGAUCAGGUGAUUAUUGUGGACAUGAUCAUCAAAGCAGAAAGAUACAGCGCCUGGAAAAAGGCCAACCCUCAGCUUAAUGAAAGUGUUCACAGCGAGUAUCCGCUAACAUUUAAACUUGACCAUCGCAAUGAGACCAAGCAACUCCGUUCAAUAGCCUGGCGCCUGGCAUACGAGCUCCUGAAAGCAGGAGACUGGAAAAGAUUGGCAGAACACUGGGGCUUUACCAAGGAGCAAGUGUCUGCCAUGCAGGAGCAAUGGACAGGUCAGCACAGCUAUAAAGAGCAUGGGAACAGGAUGCUGCUGAUCUGGCUCCAUGGGGAGGAACUGGCUCAGAUGAAUCCUGUUAAAGAACUUUACCAGAGCCUCAUCCUCAUCGGAAAUAGGAAAGCUGCAGAUAAAAUUCAAAUGGAGGGAGAAAGUUCCAGCAGUAAAAGCUGUUACAUUUCCUGAGGAAGACUGGUGCAAUGUUUAGACUGGGGAAAAAAAAGAAAAAAAAGAAAAAUAUAUAUAUAUAUAUAUAUAUAUAUAUAUAUAUAUAUAUAUUACACCAUUGAUAAUCAUUGAUCUGUACAAGAAGUGUAUUGAGAAAUUA